GUUGCAACAAAGUGCAUCUUGGAGCACAGACUGAUUUUAAACAAACAAACAAACAAGCCUUAUUGCUCGUGUAGGUGCAUUUUUUUCUCUCCUGUUGCUCCGCCAAACCGCGUAGGCCGCGCGCCACCUCGGCAGCGCUCGCGCGCAGGCACGCGGACCCAACAGCACGAGGACAGCGGGUCAUGAAAGAGGUGAGGCGGCGAGAUGAAAGGGAGCGCCGGGACGAGUAACUGAUGGAGAGGCUGCUGUCCGCAACAGCUGUCUGACAACUCCGAAGCGCACGUAGAACUAAUCUACAAUGUCCUGCUCAGUAGCUGAAAUCACAAGAUUUUUGACCUUUGUGUCUCUGAGCAUUGUAAUCAACAGUCGCUGCCACAUUCUUCACAUAAGGGCUAAAUAAGACUCGGCCUCAAGCACACAAAAAACAGUGAUGGACAGGUGAAACUGAGAGGCCAUGAGGUGGCCUUUAUUCUAAACCUUAAUAGACAUUUUGAUUCUAAAAAGGGACAUAUUAGCAUCUGUCAGAGUUUUCUGUCAAACAUUGACUUUUGCACCAUAAGCCAUGCCUUUAAACAUUAGAGCCAAACCCCCACAGAGCAAGCUGUCUGCUGCCUCAAAGAGUAGCGGACACACCUCUCUGGGGAGCACAACAUCUCAUUCAUGCUUUUCCAAGUCCCCCAAGCUGGGCAAAGGCAGACAGACAGGAAGUUCAACACCAGGAUGCCGCUCGGGCCUAGAACCAGGGUGUGUAUUGGGGGGUGUGCCUCCCACAGAGCUUAAAUUGGCUGGAGAUCAUGGGUCAGGGUCAAGGCCAGGUUCUAAGAGUAAAACUGGCACUGCACCAGAUAAAGGAGCAGUCCAUAGGUCAACAACAGCUCCUGGGGGUAAAACAUUGUCUAUGGAGAACAUCCAAUCUUUGAGUGCUGUCUAUGCCACAUCAGGUACCAUGUACCCUAAUGAGCGAGAUGCCUUGGAAUCCUCUGGUGGAUACCCCAAAGGUACCAUGACCCUAGACAGAAGCGCAAGCCGAUCUUCCUACACCGGCCGCUCAACAGCGAUGGGUAGCAGCCCAAACAUCACAUCUUCUGGACUGUCUCACACGACAGAACCAUAUGGACAUCAAACCUCGCAUUCAGCAGGGACAUCCAGUCUGCAUCGCCAGUCUAGGAGAUGCCGACAAGGACUGGAUUCAGCUGGGUGGGAAGAGGUUUCCACGUUGGACCUUCAGACUCAGCUGAGGGAUCUUCAGAGGGAGAAUGACCACCUCAGGAAUGAAUUAAAUGAAGGAAGAGAUGGAAGGAGCGGCCCCAGCAUUAAUAAUGUAAACAUCUGGAGCCCGGAUGCAAAGAGGGAAAAGGGGACUGGACAGGAGGAGAGAGUGCGAGGCUCAGUUCUGAAAGACCAGUCCAGGAUGAAUCAAGUGGACUUGCAGCAACCUGAGGAUUUUGGAAGAAACAAGCAGCUUCCAUUAACAGUGCAGGAGCUUCAAGAAGAGCUCAGAAGUCACAGGGAGAUGAAUAGUGGCCUACAGCUUCAGCAGCAACAACAACAACAACAGGGGAACACGAGCUCCUACAGAGACCUCCAUGUUGACCAAGACCACAGAGGGGUACUCAGCCCUGGACACAGCCCCAGACAAAGUCCCAGUCACCUCCACAGCUCUUUGCAGAAGAAAAACCCCAGACCCAGUCCAUCCAACACCUACAACCCAAGGCAACAGGAUGCUGACAUUAUCAUCCACAGCCCCAAUUAUGGCUGUAACACUUCAGUAACCACACAGAGACUCAGUCCAGCCAACACCCUUCAGCCAGGAACUCGGAACAGCCCAGGUCAGACUCUCUACAGCCCUCAUCAAGGUCCCCACUCUAGUUUGGUGGCACCCUGCCAGGUGCCUGGAUGUGAUGGCUGCUCCUCAGCCUCUCCUCUAGAUGGCUCCGAUGAGAACUUCUUCCGCCUGCAGUCUGAGCACGAGCGCCAAGCCAAGGAACUUUUCUUGCUGAGGAAGACCAUGGAAGAGAUGGAGAAAAGAAUUGACUCUCAGAAGCAGACACUGGGGGCCCGGGAUGAGAGCAUCCAGAGACUGCUGGAGAUGCUCCAGGGCCAAGGUCAUGGUCAAGGGCAUUGGGGUCAGGGACAAAGGUCAAGUGUUGUAACUAUGGCAGCACAGGAGCCUGAAGCCCUGCUGGAGAAUGUGCAGGCAAGAGAGGACACAAAGAUCUCUUCACUAGAGAGGAAUAUCAGGGACUUGGAAGAUGAAGUCCAGAUGUUGAAGACCAGUGGCCUGCUGCACCCUGAUGACAGGCAGCAUGAGCUGAAACAUGUGGAAGUCUACAAGAGCCAUUCUAAAUUCAUGAAAACUAAGGAGCAGGCCUCGUCACCGUGUGUGUCUCAGGGCUCCAUCAGACCAGAUCCCACCUUCCUCCUCCCCACCCAACAACCCUGGAUCACAGAACGACCAGAAAUAGAGCAGCUGAAGCAGGAGCUGAGCAGGAAGGAGUCAGAGAUGCAGGCAUUGCAGACCAAACUAGAAACACUAACCAAUCAGAAUUCAGACUGCAAGCAACACAUCGAGGUGCUGAAGGAGUCACUCAGUGCCAAGGAGCAACGCGGCAAUACUCUGCAGACUGAGGUAGAUGCUCUGCGAGUGCGUUUGGAGGAGAAAGAGCAGUUUCUUACCAAAAAGACCAAGCAGCUGCAGGACUUGACUGAUGAAAAGAGCACACUAACUGGAGAGAUCAGAGACAUGAAGGACAUGCUGGACGUCAAGGAGAGGAAGGUCAAUGUCUUACAAAAGAAGAUUGAGAACCUGUUGGAGCAGUUAAAGGAUAAGGACAAACAGCUGGCUAGUUUAAGGGAACGGGUCCAAGGCCUUCAAACUGAUUCCAGCAAUACAGACACCGCCCUGGCCACGCUGGAGGAGGCCCUAUCAGAAAAGGAGAGAAUUAUUGAGAAUCUACGAGAACAGCGAGAGAGGGAGGACAGGGGCCGACUGGAGGAACUGGAGCAAAUGAGGAAGGAGAAUCAAAACUUAAAGGACAGACUCGCUGCCCUGCAGCCCCAGAAACUGUCCCUAACACAGGCGAUUAACCCAGGGCAGACCCAGAACCAGAAGGCCGAUGAAGAGAAGCAAAAUCUUGAAGACGCAGUAUGGAAGUGUCCAGACAUCACAGACCGCCUGAGGCUCCUGGAGCAGGAAUUGGCUCGCUACAGAGAUGAAUCUGGGAAGUCCCAAGCUGAGGUGGAGAGGCUGAUGGCAGCUCUGAGGGAAGCUGAGAUGGACAGAUCCUGCAAGGAGAAGAAAAUUUCUGAUCUUGAGAGACCUGGGCAACUCAAGUCUCCUAAUAUCCAGAAGCAGAUGCUGCCAGCUGAGAUGAGGAAAGAUGCCCUGACUGAAGAACACCCGCAUUCGUUAUCACAGUUGGAGGAGCUGAUGGGGGCUUUGGAGAAGACACGUCGGGAAUUGGAUGCCACCAAGCUUUGUCUGUCUUCUACUCAGCAGUCCCUAUAUGAAAGAGAUGGACACCUCAGCAGUCUACGUGUGGAGAGACGCAAACAGCUGGAUGAAAUUCUGGAGAUGAAGCAGCAGGCGUUGCUGGCAGCCAUCAGUGAGAAGGACGCCAAUAUCGCCCUGCUGGAAUUGUCAUCCUCCAAGCGGAAGAAAGUCCAGGAGGAAGUAAUGGCUCUGAAGAGGGAAAAGGACAGGCUCAUGCACCAGCUCAAACAGCAGACGCAGAGCAGAAUGACGCUGAUGACAGAUAACUAUGAAGAAGAGCACAUGCACCCUCAACAUCAUCCUCACCACGACCACCACAUGCAUCUGGCAAACGUGCAUCACCGCAGCUUACCAAGGGGCCCCCCCCACAUGAACCAACGACCCCAAAUGGAACAGGAUGAUGAAGAAGGAAUAUGGGCAUGAUGCUGUCACCAUGGGAACUCUGCAAGCAAUUUAACACAGUGAGUCUUUUGCUAUACACAGCUAUUUCCUCCUAAAUUUAGAGUUAUUAUAC
Messenger RNA from Thalassophryne amazonica, 4007 nucleotides. It is a transcript of the gene erc2, whose product is annotated as ERC protein 2. Bases 563 to 3916 code for a protein of 1117 amino acids. Gene Ontology annotation, molecular function: structural constituent of presynaptic active zone. Gene Ontology annotation, biological process: maintenance of presynaptic active zone structure; neuromuscular synaptic transmission; regulation of synaptic plasticity. The transcript has 18 exons. Gene Ontology annotation, cellular component: cytoskeleton of presynaptic active zone. Lineage: Eukaryota; Metazoa; Chordata; Actinopteri; Batrachoidiformes; Batrachoididae. The record is from RefSeq and is a predicted model, not a curated record.